AUGAGCCUCAUUCCCUCAGAGCAAAACCCUGGGUCUUCUCUUCCUUUCACGCCGAGCACUACACCAGUACACUACACCAGAGCACUACACCAGAGCACUACACCAGUACACUACACCAGUACACUACACCAGAGCACUACACCAGAGCACUACACCAGAGCACUACACCAGUACACUACACCAGAGCACUACACCAGAGCACUACACCAGAGCACUACACCAGUACACUACACCAGAGCACUACACCAGUACACUACACCAGAGCACUACACCAGUACACUACACCAGAGCACUACACCAGUACACUACACCAGUACACUACACCAGUACACUACACCAGAGCACUACACCAGCUACUACACCAGAGCACUACACCAGUACACUACACCAGUACACUACACCAGUACACUACACCAGUACACUACACCAGAGCACUACACCAGUACAGAGCACACUACACCAGUACACUACACCAGAGCACACUACACCAGUAGCACUACACCAGAGCACUACACCAGUAGCACUACACCAGAGCACUACACCAGUAGCACUACACCAGUACACUACACCAGUACACUACACCAGAGCACUACACCAGUACACUACACCAGAGCACUACACCAGUACACUACACCAGUACACUACACCAGAGCACUACACCAGUACACUACACCAGAGCACUACACCAGUGCACUACACCAGUGCACUACACCAGUGCACUACACCAGUACACUACACCAGUACACUACACCAGUGCACUACACCAGUGCACUACACCAGUGCACUACACCAUGCACUACACCAGUGCACUACACCAGUGCACUACACCAGUGCACUACACCAGUGCACUACACCAGUACACUACACCAGUACACUACACCAGUACACUACACUACACCAGUGCACUACACCAGUGCACUACACCAGAGCACUACACCAGUACACUACACCAGAGCACUACACCAGUGCACUACACCAGUGCACUACACCAGUGCACUACACCAGUACACUACACCAGUGCACUACACCAGUACACUACACCAGAGCACUACACCAGAGCACUACACCAGAGCACUACACCAGAGCACUACACCAGAGCACUACACCAGUACACUACACCUGUACACUACACCUGUACACUACACCAGUGCACUACACCUGUACACUACACCAGUGCACUACACCAGUACACUACACCAGUGCACUACACCAGUACACUACACCAGAGCACUACACCAGUACACUACACCAGUACACUACACCAGUACACUACACCAGUACACUACACCAGUGCACUACACUACACCAGAGCACUACACCAGUGCACUACACCAGUACACUACACCAGAGCACUACACCAGAGCACUACACCAGAGCACUACACCAGAGCACUACACCAGAGCACUACACCAGUACACUACACCAGUACACUACACCAGAGCACUACACCAGAGCACUACACCAGAGCACUACACCAGAGCACUACACCAGAGCACUACACCAGUACACUACACCAGUACACUACACCAGUACACUACACCAGAGCACUACACCAGAGCACUACACCAGAGCACUACACCAGUACACUACACCAGUACACUACACCAGUGCACUACACCAGAGCACUACACCAGAGCACUACACCAGUACACUACACCAGUACACUACAGCACUACAUACCAACAGGCUGUGGGCUCCUGA
This is a messenger RNA of Knipowitschia caucasica, 1701 nucleotides long. Lineage: Eukaryota; Metazoa; Chordata; Actinopteri; Gobiiformes; Gobiidae. The record is from the annotation of a GenBank genome assembly.